AUGCAGGCGGCCCAGGAGAAGGUGGAGAGUGCCAUGGCGAACGCGAGUGACGCGACGUCAAUGGUGCUUGGCGUACAGGCGGCCGUGAGCGAGGAAGACCUGGUCCCGCUGGUGAAGGCGGCCGAGUUUGUCCGUGUGGCCGGCGGCUGGUCCAGGAUGGUGCAAAAACUCCUGGCUGCUGUGGACGAAGACCAGAUCGGUACACACGCCGUGGGGGCCAAGGAUCGCGUAGUCGCCGCUGUUGAGACAACGCUCGCGGAUAUCAACGACUCCGCCACCAAAGCCUCCGUGCUGGAGGCGUAUAUCAAGAACGCCAAGGGCGGUGACGAAGCGGCGGCGCUACGCCGCCUAGAAGAUAACCUGAACAGCCUCAAGGCGGACUUCGACGAGGUCAAGGAGCUGGCCCCGGGCGCCCAGAAAGCGGCAGACCUUUGCCAGGUGGAAAAGACGCAGAUGAUGACGGCCGCCGCCACGGUCAAGGUUAUCGUCUUCGAGGGGGAGGCACGACCCGUGGUGAACGGGGCCGAGAGCGCCGCGCAGGCUUUCCGUCACCAGAAUAAUGCGUUCGAGAAGGCCAAGGCUUCGGCGGGGGGCGUCAUGGCCGCCGGGGAGAAGGCGGCGAUCUCGCUCAGAGUUCCAGUCUUGGUGGCGGAGGCGAGCCGAGAAGAGGUUCGGGAAGCCGAAAAGGCGCACGCAGAGAAGGAGAAGCAGGCCAAGCAGAAAGCGACGGCGCAGGCGGAGGCGGUGGUGGCAGCGAAAGCGAAAGCGGCUGCCACCGCGACGGUGGCAGAGAAGGACAAGGAAAAGGACAAGGAGGUCGCUGCCGUUGUCGCGACUGCCGCCAGCGCUGCCACGAAGCGGGUUGCCGCGGUACACACGGAUCGGCUGGGAUAG
Molecule: messenger RNA, 894 nt
Organism: Ectocarpus sp. CCAP 1310/34
Lineage: Eukaryota; Phaeophyceae; Ectocarpales; Ectocarpaceae
Source: the annotation of a GenBank genome assembly